AUGUCUACCAAGAACCCCAGCCACGGUCAAAAGGUAAGCAUAAGGAAGGCUUGUGUUGUAUCAGAACUAACAGGUCAGGUCGAUCUCGGCCAGAAAGCUCCCGUAAAGGAGGAGGGUGCUGGUACAGUCCCCAAUGAGUCUCUCGCUGCUGAGUCCUUGAAGGAGGGCGGCGAGUUCGCCUCCAACAAGGGCAUCCACGGCGAGAACCAGCCCACCUCCAGAUCCGAGAACACCAACGCUGGCCGCAACACCGAUACCUCUUCCGCUCCCAGCUCCGGCUCUGGCUCCAAGACCUCUAGCUCUGCGUCCAAGUCUUCCGGAACUGCCUCAAAGUCCGGUAACUCUGCUCCCAAGUCUCUGGCCGGCACCGCUCCCAGCUAUGUCGAGAACCAGUAUAUCAAGGAAUCUGGCCCUCACGGCAAGAACUUGAAGGAGGGAAUUGACUAUUCCAACACCAAAGAUGGUCUCAAGAAGGCCUUGGAGUCUGAGCCUGGUAGCCAGGAUGACCCUAGCCGACUUGCUGAGCAACAGUUCCAACAAAACCAGACUGCCGCUGGCCGGGAUGCUGGUCCUAAGCAGAGUGAGCUUGAGGGCAAGACUCCUUUCGAUGCUCUUGACAACGAGGCUUCCCCUUAA
Molecule: messenger RNA, 636 nt
Organism: Fusarium tjaetaba
Lineage: Eukaryota; Fungi; Ascomycota; Sordariomycetes; Hypocreales; Nectriaceae
Exons: 1
Coding region: 1-636 (211 amino acids)
Source: RefSeq, a predicted model, not a curated record